This is a messenger RNA of Stegastes partitus (bicolor damselfish), 1411 nucleotides long. It is a transcript of the gene nrgnb, whose product is annotated as neurogranin (protein kinase C substrate, RC3) b. Gene Ontology annotation, molecular function: calmodulin binding. NCBI's taxonomy places the organism in Eukaryota, Metazoa, Chordata, Actinopteri, Pomacentridae. The transcript is spliced from 8 exons. The coding region runs from base 109 to 882 and encodes 257 amino acids. The record is from RefSeq and is a predicted model, not a curated record.
UUGUUAGAUUUAGCCAAACAUUCAAGAGUAGCUAAAGGUGGACACGAAGUGCAAGUACUUCCAGUCAAAUCAAGCUGUCACGAAGGUUACAGCCCCCCUCCAAAUAAAAUGUCAGUGCCCUUCUCCAACACUCACCUGCGGGUCCCACGAGGGUUUGGUGCCGUCCUGGAGGGACUGGCCCGAGAAGUCCUGCGAGACCAGCCAGAAGACAUCCCCACAUAUGCUGCACACUACUUCGAAACUCUUCUCAAGCAAAGAGAAGAGACUGGCAUGGACCCUGGUGAAUGGGCUGCUAAACUGGAGGACAGGUUCUACAACAACCAUGCAUUCACCUCUGAGACUGGUCCUGAAAAAGAACCACCAGCAGAAGUGACCACAUCCAAAGAAAAAUCAGAUGAAUCUCAACCUGAAGACGAGUCGAGUCAUUCAGCGGAAGCCUCAAAUCUUUCCACCGCACAACCCUAUGUAUCUGAAAAGGCUGAUUUAACUGAAAGCACAGAUGAAGAAGAAAAACUCAACAUUACAGAGAAACACACUACUUCAGUGGAAACAGAACUUUCUGAAGAGGAGCCACUUAACAGGUUCCCAAAUGCUGAUAUACAGUCAGAAAUGGACUGUCACAAUGAGGAGUGCAGCCGGCCCCAAGAGGAGGAGGACAUCAUGGACAUUCCUCUGGAUGACCCCGAGGCCAACAGGGCUGCCGCCAAGAUCCAGGCUGGGUUCCGUGGCCACAUGACCCGCAAGAAGAUGAAGCCGGAGGACAAAGCAGAGGGGGAGGAGGUGAGCAGCACUGGGGAUGUGCUCAACGGCAGCCAGGGGGACUCAGAGACAGGAAGAUCGGGGGCAGUAGAGAGAGACGACACAUCUGUGCCAGAACAGUGACGCCCCUGUCCUGACCUGGAUGAACAGAAAGACGGGAAGCAAGGUAGUGAGAGAUGGCUGGCAUACGCUGGCUAGGCUGGCUUUCAGGCACACCUUUUUACCCCAGGAGUCAUUUUCUUUUUUCACACAAAUUAGCAGUAGACAAUGAACAGUUUUUUGAGGGCGUGUUAUGUGAAUUUUGUGAACUUUAACACUCCUUCUCUGCUUCUUCAGCAGCCUCAUCAGUACGGAUGUCUUUGACCCAGAAUUUGCAACUCACUGCAUGUACUUGUGAAACUUCUGGUAGUGUGCUAGUUUUUAGAUGAUGAUCUGUGAAUGUGAAAAUGAAUGUCCUCUAAAUGCUAAACAGGGCUUUUUUUGGAUGGAUCAGUUCAUACCGUCUGUGUAUAAACCUUGUAUGCAUCACUUUUGGUGACUAGUGGCUUAAACUAUAUGUUAUUUUGCAUUGUUUCCUGAUGUGCUUGUAUCUUGACUAUUAUUUAUCUAUUUGACUUGCUUACAAAAUGAUUAAAACAUCAAAAGAGAAGUA